Messenger RNA from Mya arenaria, 5421 nucleotides. Its product is annotated as exportin-T-like. Bases 109 to 2988 code for a protein of 959 amino acids. The transcript is spliced from 26 exons. Gene Ontology annotation, biological process: tRNA re-export from nucleus. The record is from RefSeq and is a predicted model, not a curated record. NCBI's taxonomy places the organism in Eukaryota, Metazoa, Mollusca, Bivalvia, Myida, Myidae. Gene Ontology annotation, molecular function: tRNA binding; small GTPase binding. Gene Ontology annotation, cellular component: nuclear matrix; nuclear pore; cytoplasm.
UAUUGGCUGCUGUUAUUGGCUGCUAGCUUGCUGUCAGUGAUUCUGAACAAGAUUUUACUGGAUUAAACGGACUGGAAUGUAAAGGGUGCCUGUUAUACAGCGGAAAGCAUGGAUGAACAGGCGUUACGGGGCCUGGCAAGCAUGGCCUCAAGCCAGGAGCAGUCAAGAGCCCUGGAGUAUUUUGAGCACCUGAAGUCCUCGGAGAAUGGCUGGAAACUGUGUGCGCAGGCUCUCACCACUAGUCAAGGCUACUGGGACGACUAUGUGAAGUUCUUUUGUUUGCAAGUUAUUGAAGCGUAUCUGAAAGACAGGUACAGAAAAUGCAGCAAUGGGGACUGUGAGCUUGUCAGGUCCCUUGUCGCCAGUCUACUCGAGAUACAGGGUACAAAGCCAGACAAAAACUUUGUGAAGAACAAGGUGUCACAGAUAGUGUCGCUGGUAUUUGUGGCCGACUAUCCUCAUCGUUGGGCAAGUUUUUUCACUGACCUGCUUGGGACCCUUGUACUUGGCCCUGCAGCAACUGACAUGUUCUUACGAGUACUGCUGCAGAUUGACUCCGAGGUCGUCGACCGCGAUAUCGUACACACGCAAGAGGAGACAGAGAGGAACACAGCCAUCAAGGACGCGAUGAGGGAGCAGGCGGUACAACAGCUAACAGAUGCCUGGUACCAGAUACUGACACAGUACGAGGGAAGUGACACAGCGGUGGUGUGUUCUUGCCUUGAGGUAGUUGGUAAGUACAUCUCCUGGAUUGACAUUGGACUCAUCGCCAACGAGCAGUUUGUGCCUGUCAUCAUUCGAUUCCUGUCGAACGCUCUGCUUCGUGAGAGCGCGUGCGACUGUAUCUCUGAAAUUGUGAGUAAGGGGAUGGAGCCGCGUGCCAAGACUAAGCUGGUUGAGUCCUUCACACAUGUUCUGGAAGAGAGUGGACACUUCAACCUGCCUCAGGAUGUAGAUGUGGAUUUCCUGGCAAAGAUGUCACGUAUGAUCAACUGUAUGGGAGUACAGCUCAUAUCCUGCUGGCAGAAGAUGUGUAAGGUGGACGCAGAGAUGGCUGCAGUUUCCCUCCAGGCUGCAGAGAACAAGGUGCCCCUUUUGCUGCGUUUCCUUGGUGACGAGGAUGAUGAUGUUUCUGCUGCUGUGGCAACCUUUACCACCGACUAUAUCUCCCUCCUGAAACAGCUGCAGACCCUGAGUCAGAAGCAGAAAGACAAUGUUGAGGCCCUUCUCUUUAUAGUGAUCAACAAAAUGAAGUUUGAUGAGUGCUAUAAUUUUGAACAAGAGGGAGAGGAGGAAGCCAUGUUCCAAGAGUAUCGCAAACAGCUCAAGACUAUCUUCACCAACCUGGCAUCUCUUGACAUAGGAAUGGUGGAGGGGAGUGUACAGAGACUGGUUGGAGACACAUUAACCAACUGGAAGGCCCGGCCCCUGGCAGACAUUGAGGUGGCUAUUCACCUCCUCUACAUCAUGGGAGAGGCCCUACCUGCUCCACUGAGUCAGCACUUCAGCACAUCUCAUGAGAAAGCUUCGUCACUGCAGGCAUUGAUGAGACUGUUGGUAUCUAGCGGCGUGAGUUGCCAUGGUCACAUGAUGGUGAUGGUGCACUUCUUUGAGACGGUCGUGCGCUAUGAGAAGUUCUUCCAAUGUGAACCACAACACAUUCCACAUGUCCUGGGGGCCUUUCUGGAUGAGCGUGGGUUCCAUCAUGUAAGUGGUCAGGUACGCAGCCGGGCCUCCUACCUCUUCUCACGCUUUAUUAAGUCAUGCAGGUUACAGCUGCAGGGAUACAUUGAGGAGAUACUGGGCCAGUUUGGUGACCUGCUGACCGUCAACUCCCCAGAAAAUGGAUGUCAGCACCUACUCUCCAGCGACGACCAGCUGUUUGUGUACGAGACAGCUGGCAGUCUCAUUGUCUCCAGCAACUUUCCUCCACAACGUAAGGGAGAGCUGAUGCGUCAGGUGGUGGGACCAAUCGCGGCCAAGUUUUCCACACUUAUGGAGGGGAUGGUAGCUGAGACGGAUGAAGGACGCCAGCUUGCCUAUGCCAACAGUAUCAACAAUGCCAUAUCACUCGCCAGUCGUGCGAGCAAGGCAUUCUCAAACCAGCAGACAAUGCAGCAGUGUGGGUGUGAGGGUGUGUUCUUGGAGCUUCUGCAGAUGUUCGUUCAGGCAGUCACCGUUCCUGUGCACCGCGGGCUAGUGCAGGCGGGGGUGCGCCAGUAUCUUCACCGUAUGGUGGUGUGCAUGGAAUCGGAGAUACUCCCCUAUGUUCCUGCCGUCCUUGAGAACCUUCUCAAGCAGCCAGACGCCAAGGAAUUGCACGAUUUUCUCCCCCUUAUGAACCAACUCAUUAUGAAGUUCAAAGGAGCCAUAGCGCCAUUCCUACAAGAGGUGUUUAUGCCAGUGGUGCGAACGAUAUUCGCUGUGCUGUGUCAGCCUGCAGACGAGCGAGACCAGGUGGCGUCUAUGGAACGUCUGCUACUGCAACGUGGAUACUACCAGUUCCUCGCUACCAUUGUCACUAACGACGUCCUUGAUGUCCUCAAACACCAAGAUGCGAGUAAUUUGGAGCAUGUGUUGAUGACAAUUGUUCGGGGUGCUACUGACAUGCCUGACCCGAGUAGCCAGAAGACAUGCUUCAACAUUCUGAAGAGGCUGGUUGAAGCUUGGGGUGGGGAGGAGGGUCUGCCUGGGUUUGUGGACUUUGUGUACAAGAACAUUGUACCAGCCUGCUUCCUUGCCCCUCUGAAGCCUGAUUUUGACAUGCGAGACGGGCAAUCUGCUCUGGCCGUUAGUGAGAUGGCAGCUUGUCUAAGAUGUGUGAAGGAAAGCAGGGGUGGAGAAUUUGUUGAAUACCUUCGUGGUGAAUAUCUGGCUACACUGAACCUCUCACUCGACCUUCGACAACAAUUCUGUGAUGCACUUAGCCUUGACAAUAAACAAUUUAAAAGCUACUUUAAGACAUUCAUGAUGAAGGCAAAGUCGUGACCCAGGUGACACCACUUACAGGACCUGUUCACAUGACUGCCUGUAUGUGAGGACUACCAGCUACUGGCCCACAUGAUACAAGGGAGUUCUGACUACUUACCCAAGCAAGGGGACCCACUACCCGCCCCAUUCAGGGAUGGGUGGUAAACUGGCCCGGGUCCUAGACUUGACCAGGCUUUUUACUGCUAUAUUUAGAUUGUGCCCCACAGGUGUUCAAAAAUGCAGAGAUCAGAUAGGUCUUCUUCUGUGGUUGUUCAAUGUAAACAUUGACUUGUGCUCAUUUUACAUGUAGAAAGUACUUCCAUUACAUCCAUAUUUGGUGCAAUGAUCUUCCCAGGCCAGGUCAUUCGAGAUUUAUUAUAUAAAGUUGUGAUUGUCUUCAGUGUGUGCAUACCACACAAUAAAUUGCUUCAUAAAUGCUAUGUCGGAAUGCAAUAUUUUGCUUAUAAUGAUGACUUGGAACAAAGAUAAUUCACCAUUUCUUCACUAUUUUUUAAAUGAAACAUAGCGCAGUUUACGCCCCUUACAGAGCCCCGUCUUUGGUUUUUACCAGAGUUUGAUAGUUUUGUUUCUUAAAACAAACCUUUUGACAAAACCUCGGCCUGAUUGAGCACUGUCAAAACAGUAUUUUGGAAACAGGUUUGUCAAAGUGUUUGAGGAAUCUUAUCACCUAAUCAAACUUAGGUGUAUAAAACAAAGGCAGGGCUCAUUAAGCACAUAGACUGCCCUUUGUUUCAUUUUAAAUGAUUAUAUGUUUGAUUUAUUGUUUUUGCCCUGUCUGUCAGUCAGUCUUCGUUUCAGCUCAAUAACUGAAGAACGCUAAGACCCAGGUAUGCAGGUUGGUCAUGACCAGAAGAUUACCCCUAUUUAUUUUGUGAUCAUCAGGUCAAAGGUCAAGGUCGCGGUGACCUUAAGGUUAAAAACAAUAUGUUGGCGGUGACUUAAAGCUUGAAAAUGGUUUCUGCUUGGAACUUUAUUCUAAUUGAUGACUCCUAUUGAUUUUGAGGUCAAGGUCUAGAUAACCUGAGGUGAAAAAAACAGUUUCCCUCUGAAAAAAUCAAGAACACUUGCACCAAGGAACUUCAUACUUGGUAUGCCAGUUGGUCAUGAAUAGUAGAUGUUCCCAUUAAAUUUCAGGCCAGUUGGUUUGUCAAGGUGACCUUGAGGUAAAAUAAUAGUUUCUGCUGAAUAACUAAUGAAUGCUUGGGCCCAAGAACUUCAUACUUGGUUUGCGAGUUGGUCUUGGUAAGUAAAUGGCGCCUAUUCAUUUUGAGGUUGUUGGUCACCGGACAGUAUGUUACACUUCUUUCUGCUCAAUAACUAAAGAAGGCUUGGACCCAGGAACUUCAUACUUAUAAUGUAGGUUGGUCAUGACCAGUAGAUGAACCUUAUGUUUGUUCGUCUCCAGUCCAAAAGUACAAAUUUCAUGUGUUUUUUUUAUUAUUGCUCACCUAAGAAAACACAAAAAAUGGGGGAGACAAGUGCUUUUAAAAAAGAUAAUCUUUAGUUCUUUGUGUUUUAAAGUGAAAAGUCAUAAGUUUAGUUGAGUAGCGCUGUUGCCAAACAGCGGUGGGCAGAGCUGUGUUGUAUGACGUCAUCAUCUUGAUGCAUCCAAAAAAAAUUCAUGAAUUAUUCAAGGUUUAAACAUUGAUUGUAAUAUUUAUAAAUAUAAAAAUUUAGAAAAAUAUAUCUGUAACUAUGAAUUAUUUACCUUAGGAAUGACAAAAUUCUUUGAAAUUUCCAUGUUGACAUACACUGGGUGUUAUUGUUAACAAAGGAUAUGGGGAAAUGCUCUUCAGGAAUUUGGAUUAUUCGGAUUUGGUAACUGGUAACCUCCAGUAAUUCAUUAAGUUGGGAUACUUAUACAGUAGUAUCUUAUACUCAAAUGUUUCAUGGUCCAUUUGAUCAUUCAAAGCUCUUCCCUCAUAAGAUUUAUCUAUUGUUGUUUUAAGUGAGUUAUAUUAAUAGCCUAGGUGUCGUUGUCAUCAUCAGCGUACAUGUAGUAUGUUUGCAAAACAACAUUGACCUAAGCCAUAACUUAAAAGCUAUUUCGAUUUUUAAAUGAAACUUGGUAUUGUUGCCAGAGACAGUAUGAAUAUACAUAGCAAGGCCCAUAACUCUAGUCAUAACAGCAGUGGAGCGUUGCAUCUGCUCUGCUCAUGGUACUCAUAUCUUCUCACAUAAAUGUAUUCAAUUCUCGUCAUUGUUUCUGAGGAUGUAUUAUAAUGCUGUGAUGUUUUUUGUUUAUGUACUGUUAACGUUUUGUUUCAAGAAGAAGUGUUCCUGGCUUGGCUAUAUAUGAUUGCAAUAGGUAUUGAAUACUAUUUGUUAUGAUAGUUCAUAUUUAUGGAAUUACGAUGAUGUUAAAGACUGUUUUUUUCCAAAAUGGUGAAUCCAUUUUUGUCAUUGUGCCAAUAAAGUUAUAAAACCUUG